Messenger RNA from Solenopsis invicta (red fire ant), 5438 nucleotides. RefSeq names its product WW domain-containing adapter protein with coiled-coil homolog (gene wcy). Gene Ontology annotation, cellular component: nucleus. Gene Ontology annotation, molecular function: chromatin binding; RNA polymerase II complex binding. The transcript has 11 exons. Lineage: Eukaryota; Metazoa; Arthropoda; Insecta; Hymenoptera; Formicidae. Gene Ontology annotation, biological process: regulation of autophagy; positive regulation of TORC1 signaling. The coding region runs from base 415 to 2109 and encodes 564 amino acids. The record is from RefSeq and is a predicted model, not a curated record.
UGAGAUAGAUUCUCUCACGUCGGCUGGCUCGCUCAUCGGCAGCCUCACGUCGUCUGGCUCGCUCAUCAGCGUCGCCGUUGCCGUCCUGCCACUGCUGCUGCUGACGCCGUCGCCGCCGUCGCCGUCACCGCCACCACCGCCGUCGCCGUCAUCGUCUUCUUCGUCGAGCAGCACGCAUUAUUUUCGCCCGCGCGGUUCCGCGUCGUUGCUCGCGCGACACGUCCGCGGGCAGGGGGAAGAAGCGGGAGAUCGAGAAAGAUGAGAUCGCUCCGGUUUUUGCGCGGAGAACGCGGGACUCAACCGCGGUGACAGCUCUCUUCUGCUCCGAGGAGUUCCACAAACGCAAAGUACAGCAGUUCUAAGGGUGGCUAUUCCUCUUCGACUACGUCGUCGGACAGUCGCUACGAGGGACGUAUGCGCGACUCUCCAAAUGGUAACUCUUACAGUCCAGCUGGCAGCUUGGGAAUGGGCAUGGGGACAGACCGGGAUAGCCCUCGGAAUUACACAUCCAAGCCUCUUUACAAGAAGGAGAGAGAAAAUAGAGACUAUAAACUAUCCUCCUCUAGGGACAAGUAUUCCGAUUGUGCACGAUCCCUAAAAGACAAGAGAAGCCGUGAGAGCAGGGAUUCAGAACACAGGACCAACCACGAUAGGAGUAGUGGGGAGAUCUUACAUCCCUUAAAAUUAUCAUCAAAUUCAUCAAGAGAGUCUUCAUCCCAGAGAAAACCAUCACACAAUUCCUGUCAGGAUAAACGUGGUGAUGAGCGAGGAGGUGCAACGGAACGAACAGCCAGAUUUGGUGAUUGGUCAGAACACAUGAGUUCAUCAGGAAAGAAGUAUUACUACAACUGCAAGACGGAAGUUUCUCAAUGGGAAAAACCACGGGAGUGGAUCAGUCGAACAGAUAACCGUCAACGCCAAUCUAGUGACUACUCCUCUAGGUCAAGUCAUGAUAAACAUUCCAACUCGCGAUCGAAUAGCAGUAGCAGUAUGCGAGAUGGUAAAUCGUCGCGACAGUCUGACAAACGAGAAUACUGGAGUUUAUGUAGUGCAAGCGGUGGCAGUAGCAGAGAUGAUGUUUCCGCGAGGGAGAGGGAACGGGAAAAAGAACGAGAAAGGGAACGAGAGCGAGAACGAGAACGAGAACGAGAAAGAGAAUCUAGAGAAUGUAGAGAAGAAGUUAGCGUAGAACGUCAAACUCAAGAUAUGGAUAUCUCUCCAGGUGAUUCAACACCAACUUCGGAACCUUUGACAUCAUCCUGCGCUCAUGAUCCACUGCCACAAGGCCCUGUUCUCCUGGCCGCUGCAUUACCUCGGUUAACAUCACAUCCAUCGUCAACGACACCGCAAGUAACUGGCAAACUUAGUUCACCUACACAACAACAGGGAAGCAGUAAUGCUCCUGGACCACCGGUGUCACUGGCAAAUCUCCCAAGAUUACUGUCACAAAUUACAGGCAGCAAAGAACAACCUGACAUCACACCACAGAAGGCAUUACAAACAAUUCAAACAGCAAUCUUGUUAUCCCGACAACAGUCUGUUAGUGGGGAUCGAACUAAUACUGGAAGUGAUGUGAUGGUUCCAUUAAAAGUUGAUACAAGUGGCAAUAUUACCAGCGAGGGUCCACCUACUCCCACACAUUCAGAAACUCAGGAUUGUAUCGACGCGCGAAAAUUAACAAGUCCUGGGGGAACGAAUUCCGGAGUACAAGGUCUAAGCUCCUUGCAAAGUCUCAGUACGUUAGGCUCCCUUGGAAAUUUGAGUAAUACAGGAGGUUUACAAGCAUUGUCAAGAGUGCAACCUCCUUUAACACCUUCCUUAACACCAUCUCUCGCUAAUCAUUAUCGGGAAGACUUGACGCAGCAUGUGCGUGCUUUUCCUGCAGAUAUUCUUGAAAAACAGGCACAGAAACUUAGUGAGGAAGCACAUACAAUGGGCAGUUUGCAGUGUACGAGAGUGUCCGCAGAGCUGAAGACGGCACGAUCGAUAGUGAGGCUGACAGAAAUCCAGGCAACGUUACAGGAACAAAGGAUAUUAUUCCUCCGUCAACAAAUUCAAACACUGGAGGAGUUAAAAUCCCAAAAUUCCUUCAUGUCUGACGAUUCUUAGUGUAAGAAUCUUUAUAAAAUAAUUAUAAUUACAAUCUAUAAUUAAUUCAAGCAAAAUAAAACAUGAUUAUUAAUAUUCUCAUUAAUAUUGAAUAAUUAAGAUUGUACCUAAAUUAUAAUAUCGUAAUAGAAGUGAUAUAUAAUAGCGAAUGAACAUGGGCUGCUCAGAGAGGACCGGCUGUUCCAUUUAUCAGCCAACGAGUCUUAAUAACUAAUUAAUGAAUUUAUUAGUGAAUCCACCUCUCUGAGAAGCACAGCAGGCCUAUCCAAAUUGCAAACACAACACUAAAUGAUUAGAAAAACGAAUCAAUUUUAUCAGUUCAAUGCAAACUACUGAAUUGUAUAUCCGAAUUGUUCACCAUCGUCUUGUAUUUACCUAUGUUAUACGUGUCAAUGUUUCAUAUCCCAAGAUUAAGCGGCAUUUUAACUAGUUGAAACAUUUUUGUUGUAAAUCUCGGAAUAAAAUUCGUGCCACAAGUUUUAAUACAGUUCUUUAUCAGCCAUAGUCUCACUUACCUAAUCUCCUGAAUUCUUUGUUGAGAGAGGGAGAGAAUCGCUUUUAGAGAACUUGCAUUAAAUUAAAUAUAUUUACAUUAAAUAUGAGAUGGGGAAUUAUAUAUUUUAUAUUCAAAUUUAUGUUCGGAUCUCCAAUCGUUUUAUUACAGGAUUUCUUGACAUUUGUAGAAUUGUAUCAUCGCUGAGCAAGUAUUGAUAUAUUAUUAUACAUGCUCUUCUAUUUACAUCGUGUAAUUAAAAAGUAGCAUUGACGAAAUCUUUAGAAUAACAAAUUACCAUUUAAUUUCUAGUGUGUAAAUAGCAGAAUCAGAGUGAGUAUUAUUUACGAACAACAUAAUUUUAUGCAUGGCAAAUUUUUUGAGUUUAAUAAGGACAUUAUUGUAUUGAAACUAUGGAUCUAAAAUAAAAAUAUGCAUUUUUUAUAUUAUAAUUACAGAUAACUCGUUUUUACUUUAUUCGUAAUCUCCUAUACAACUAUGUCAAAUGAAGAAACACACAAAUAAGAUCUUGUUAUAUCCAUAAUCCUAGCGUUUAAUAAAGUACUGUAUAUGAAAUAGUUGAUAAUAUCGCGGAAUUGUAAUCGUUAUUUAAAGAACUAUAUUGUUAAGGAAUUCUUUAAUGAGGUAUUUUCAACAACUUUUUUCACUGUAUAACUUAUUUAUUGAAUGAUAUUCUGCGAGAUAAUGGAAAGAGGAGCAUAUUAAACGAUAUAUACUGAAAAAAAUGUCCAAAAGAAUUGUUUACAUAUCAUACUGUUGAAAAUCAUCCUUUGAAAUAGAUUGUUACAACAGUUUGUAGAGCGAUAUAUAUGUAUACAUGUAUGUAUGUGCAUUUAUAUAUAUAUAUAUAUAUAUAUAUAUAUAUAUAUAUAUAUAUAUAUCAUAUGUAUACGAUUUAGGAUGUCGAAAAACCUCGAAUGUGAUACAAUAAUUCACAGUAGGUAUUUCUUAUUUUGUAUAUUUCUUUGAGGAACUGUCGAGGAGCGAUUCUACUACUUACAAUAUUAAAACAAAAUGAAAGAACAUAUAUUCGUAACAUAUUACACUUUAUCUAGACAUCAGGAAUUGUGAUCGAGAGAAUUUAUGUUCUAAUGUUAGAUUAUUUUUUUGACCCAAAGAAUUUUGAUAUGGAUUUGCACACAUCUCAUGAUUUUUCCUACAUAAUAUAUACUUAUUAGGAAAAUUACUUUAACAUAUUUAUAUGCGUGUGCACAUGCUAUAAUAAAAUUCUUUAGUUCAAAUCGAUGGUCACUAAAUGCCCUCCUAUACCUUUUUUCCCUCUAAAUAUAAAAUAAAACUAUAUAACCCAAAUUAAUUCAACAUCGUAUUUUACUUGGUAUUUUUUAUAUAUCCUAUAUAUAAUGUAUAUAAUUAUAUGAUUAUUUACGUAUGAUCAUAUAAUUACACACAUGCGCGAAUGCACAAUUAUAUAAUCGUUAUGGCUAAACAGAGGAGAUUAGUAUUAAGAAUAGUACUCGUAAUAAUGUUCAUGUAUCUUAUACGGUGUUUCUCAACACAACACAAGCUCCGAGUAGCUCUUAAAUAUAAAUAUUACAAGUGCUAUCCAUUAAGGCAAUGUCACCUUUAUUCAUUAUAGAUAAAGAAUCGAAGCAGUAAAUCUUUAGAGAAUUGCUACUGUUUUUUACAUUUCUGCUCUGCAAAAAAAUUCCUCACAUGUUACAUAUAUUUUUUACUGUUAUUAUUAUUGCGAGUUAUUGACAUCGCUUAUGCCUAUACAUUCUGCAUCAAAUUAAAAUGCAUUUAAUAAAUUCAAUGUAUCAUCCUAAAGGAAGAAGUUGUGGCUUGUAUAAGUUUUAAGAUUUAAAAAUAUAAUACACUUUUGAUGAAAUAGCGCGCACACACACACACCACACACACACAUACACAUGCGCGCGCGUGUGUGUAUGUACGUAUAUACAAAAAAAAAAACAUUUUCAAUCCAUAAGCGUAUUUCGUCGACUUUGCUUGUGCGAAUAAAGAUGGCUUUUCUUAUAUCUUGCAUAUUACAUAUUUUAAUAAGUAUCUUUCGAAUUGUUCUAUGAUUCAACGGUUGAGAAACACCAAUGCGGUUUUUCGUAUUAACUAAUGUUACAUCAUGUCAUGAGAAUGUAACAGCAUCCCCAUAGCACCUGAAGCAUACAGUGAACAUUCUCCCAUGUAUUAUUUUAUUUAAUUACAGUCAGUCAUUGGAUUUAUUUCAUAACAAACUCCCACAUUUUCUGAACUUUAUUAGAUAACUGCUUAAUGCAUUUUCGAUAGAUAUUCAGAAAAAUUCAGUACAAUUGCAUAAUUUCCAAUGGACUAAGAUUAUAAUAAGGCCUCAGAAUAUUUGACAUAUCAUAACAUCCCAUAGCUCAUAGAAAUAUUACACAAAAAUUCAUCAUCAUAAAACCUUGUUAUUAAUGUGCAUAAAAAAGAAAAUAUUAAUGUUAUGUAUAUAUAAAGAAAUAUAGAUUCUAAUACAUUUUACAUAAAUCUGCAAAUAAAAAAUUUUAUAUAUGAUAAUAUGAUAUAUACUAAAAUAGUUUUUAUUAAAUAAAAAUUUCUAUCAGAUAUGGGACGUUACAUAUCUAUUGUGUUGAAUAUUUUUAAUGCAGUACUCUUCAGAUGUUUAUGCAAACAUAUUACAAUGGAGAGUAUGUAAAGUGCUACAAAACAAUUCCAAUAUGCUUUAUAAUCGUUAAUACAUCUACGUUACACGUUCAUUAUGUAUUUGUAAGGCCAUAUACGAAAUUUAAUACAAAGAUAUUGCCUCUGCAGACAAUAUUCGAUAUAUUAAUUAAUUUGGAAAUUUGUCUACUCAUAGACAAAUGGA